ACCAGAAUGUCCACUGAUGGAGGGUUUGGCAGUACCAGCAGCAGUGAUGCUCAGCAGAGCCUCCCACUCCUUUGGCCUCGUGUCAUGGAAGAACUCCGAAAGUUGACAGUGAAAGAUUUCCGUGAGCAGGAGCUUCCACUAGCUCGUAUUAAGAAGAUCAUGAAACUGAAUGAAGAUGUAAAGCUGAUAAGCGCUGAAGGCCCUGUGCUUUUCCGCCGGUGCCAGAUAUUCAUCACUGAUUUGACAUUGCGGGCCUGGAUCCACAUAGAAGACAACAAACGCCGGACUCUCCAGAGAAAUGACAUUGCCAUGGCGAUUACAAAAUUUGACCAGUUCGACUUUCUCAUCGACAUUGUUCCAAGAGAUGAACUAAAACCUCCCCAAGCGUCAGCAGGAGGUGCGCAGUCUGUGACUCCUGCGGAGCACGUCCUGUACUACUUCACGUUUGGCCUAACAGUCGGCGGCGCCCGUCCAGGGCAAGGCCAGCCGACUGGCCAGCAGACCACCACCUCUACUACCACCAUCCAGUCAGGACAGAUCAUCAUUGCCCAGCCUCAGCAGGGCCAAACCACCCCAGUGACAAUGCAGGUUGGAGAAGGCCAGCAGGUGCAGAUUGUCCAUGCCCAGCCCCAGGGCCAGACGCAGAGAGUGCCAGCCUCUUCUGGAACUACUCUGAGGUACACCACCUCACUGCUCUCCAAGUGUAUAAUAUGA
Messenger RNA from Dromiciops gliroides (monito del monte), 714 nucleotides. Its product is annotated as nuclear transcription factor Y subunit gamma-like. Gene Ontology annotation, cellular component: CCAAT-binding factor complex; nucleus. Gene Ontology annotation, molecular function: DNA-binding transcription activator activity, RNA polymerase II-specific; protein heterodimerization activity. Lineage: Eukaryota; Metazoa; Chordata; Mammalia; Microbiotheria; Microbiotheriidae. Gene Ontology annotation, biological process: regulation of DNA-templated transcription. The record is from RefSeq and is a predicted model, not a curated record.